Molecule: messenger RNA, 1418 nt
Organism: Conger conger (European conger)
Lineage: Eukaryota; Metazoa; Chordata; Actinopteri; Anguilliformes; Congridae
Product: GTPase IMAP family member 9-like
Exons: 2
Coding region: 112-960 (282 amino acids)
Molecular function (GO): GTP binding
Source: RefSeq, a predicted model, not a curated record
GGCCUUAGUUAUCGUACCACUUUCAUUUUCUCUAGGCAGAGAAAGCUCUGGAGAGUUUCAUGUGAUUAUCUUUCUGUAUAACGACAGAAAAGGCAAAGAGGAAGCAUCGAAAUGGCAGGAGCAACAACUGACACAAAGUUUCCCCUAAGGAUAGUGCUGGUUGGUAAGAGUGGAGCAGGGAAGAGCGCAUCAGGGAACACCAUCCUGGGGAGGAAAGCUUUUGAGGAGGAUGCGUCCCCUGAGCCUGUAACCAUGGCGUCAACAUGUCAGAGUGCAGAGAUUGAUGGAAGAAACGUUUCUGUGAUUGACACCCCAGGGCUUUUCAGCACAUCCAUGGAUGAAGAGAAAGUUAAAGAUGAAUUUGAUAAGUGUAUUCUUCGCUCAGUCCCAGGACCCCAUGCGUUUCUGCUGGUGGUCAGGUUGGGCAGAUUCACACAAGACGAGAAGUCUGCUGUGCGGUGGAUCCAGGAGCACUUCGGGGAAGACGCCUCACGGUACACAUUGGUGCUGUUCACUGGUGCUGAUCAGAUAGAGAAUAAAACACUGGAUGAGUUUCUGAGCCCAUCCAAGGAAAUUCAGGACCUCAUUGAUUACUGUGGCGGCAGAUAUCAUGCUUUCAAAAAUAAAGAUAAACAGAACCUCACUCAGGUCCCCAAGCUGAUGCAGAAAAUAGAGAAGAUGGUGAUGAAGAACGGAGGAAAACACUACACCAAUGAGAUGUACGAGGAGGCUGAGAGAAAGAUGAAAGAGGAGGAGGAGAGGAGGAAGACAGCUGAAAAAAGGGAAACAAGAAAUAAAUAUAUUAAAGGGUUUGCGGCUGGGGCAGUGACUGCAGUAAUCGGUGCAGGAGUAACAGUUGCAGUUGUUGCAAAUCCAGCUACAGCAGCAAAGAUAAUCACCACAGCAGCAGCAGCAGUGUGCGAAAAGGCUGGAAACCACCUUGCAAAUGUACGGUUGUGAUGGAUGGAAUUUGGCAGCAUUUAGCCACCAUGGAGCAAAACUCCAGAAUAAUCGCAAGAUUAAUCGUGGAUGCAAGAGAAGCAGCAUCUGUUGAAAAACAUACCCUUUACUUAAUCACACAAGCUGUCUGUUUCUUAUUUGAAUUGUUAUGUUUUUAUUACAAAUUGUAAUUUCCAAGUCUAAAGUAAUUUCUUAGUCUACGUUUAUAUAUAAUGAUUUACUCGUUUCAUUUUUAGAAUGUUAUUGUUGUUGAUCUAGUCCCUUAGGUAUUAUUAUUGGUAUUCAUGACUCCUAGGUAAAAUUUUGGGAUACUGUGCAAUUGCUUUUUAUUUUUUAUUUCCUUUAUAUUUCCAUUUGCUGUCAUUGCUUACAUUUUUUCUCUCAUCUUUUGUAAAGCACAUUGAGCAGCAAUUGUUUGAAAAGUGCUAUACAAAUUAAAUUUGAUUGAUUGAAUUUCA